Closterium sp. Naga37s-1 is the source of this 545-nucleotide messenger RNA. Lineage: Eukaryota; Viridiplantae; Streptophyta; Zygnematophyceae; Desmidiales; Closteriaceae. The record is from the annotation of a GenBank genome assembly.
AAGUGCGUGCCACGUGGCGUGCUGAUAUUGGUUGUCGUGUUCCUGGACCUGUUUACAGCGGCCAUGGCCAUGCCGCUCGUUACGCCGCUGAUGAAGGAGCUACGUACGCCCUUUUUCCUUGCCCCUUUCCCUUUGCCCCUCCUAUUUGCCCCUCCCGUUUGACCCUCCCCUUUGCCCCUCCCGUUUGUUUUCUACCUUUCCCCCUUCCGUUUGCCCCUUCCCUUGGCCCCUUCGCUUUGCCCCUCCCUUUUGCCCCUUCCUUUUGCCCCUUCCCUUUGCCCCUCCCAUUUGCCCCUUCCCUUUGGCCCUCCCCUUUGCCCCUUCCCCUUACCCCUUCCCUUUGUCCCUCUCGUCUGCACCUCCCCUUACCAUCCCACAUGCCCCUUCUCAUUUCCCCUUCCCCCUGUCCCCCCUUUAUCCCACCCUUGCCCCUUCCCAUUGCGUCUUUCCUUUGCCUAAUUUCCAUUGCCCCGCCUCCCUGCCCCUCCACAUGCGUCCUUCCCCCCUGCCCCUUCUCCCUGCCCCCCCAGAGCCCCUUCGCCUGA